AUGCAGGACCAUUCGGUGGUCUGCUGGGUCGCGUCGACGCCGUCCACGUGCGUCUGGCGCCACCCCUGCGUCGUUCUGGCGGCGCAGCUGCUGGUGCGGAGCGUCCUGCACUGGGGCUACGUCGUGCGCACCAAGCUGCCCCGCAUGGCCGCCGACUCGCUGGUGCAAGGCAUCCGCCAGCUCUCCGCCGCUGGCCGGCUGCGGCGGCGGCGCCUCAAAGGCCGCGGCGGCGGCGGCGGCGGCCGGGGCGAGGGCGCGGACAGCGGGGCCGACGGGGAUGACGAGUCGGAGGGGGCGCCGCCCAAGAAGCGGCGGCCGCCCGUUGAGACGCAGGGGCUGCCGACCGAGGUGCUGCAGCGGCUGGGCGCGUUCAUCUCAGCGGCGGACACGGCGUCCGCGCGGCUGGUCUGUCGCACCUGGCGCGACUGCUUGGGCGCACAGGUCGCGGUGGCGGCGCUGCCGCCGGCGCUGUGGCAGCGCCCCGUGCGCGGGCAGCUCGGGCAGCUGCGGCGCCUCACGGCCGCGUUCCCGCUGCUGCGCACGGUGCAGUGCACCUACGAGCGCGGCGCCGCGAUCGACGCGCGCAGCAUGCGCCGCACCGCCGGCCUGCUGGCGUGCACGACGCCGACGCUCGGCGGCGUGCGGCUGCGGGGGAUGGUGGACGCGGCGAACUGGCCGGCGCUCGCGGAGGGGCUCACGCCGCUCGCGCCGCAGCUGGUGUCUCUCGACCUGGGUGACGUCUGCUGGCCCGAUCCAGUCAGCAUGGAGUCCCUGGGCGCCAUGCUCUCGGGCCUGCAGCGGCUGCGGCUGCACAGCUCGGUGUUUUCGCGGCUGACGGCGCGGCACGUGGACGUCAUCGCGGGGAUGCAGCGGCUGAGGGAGCUGUCGUUGGGCUUCCGCACCGUGGACGGCACCGGGUCGGCCCCAAUGCCGCUGGACCCCCUCACGCGCCUCAGCCGCCUGGUGGCCCUAGACCUGGAGUACACUGGCCUGCUCGAGCUGUCCAACGGCGUCGGCUUCCGCCGCCCCGAGGACCUGUCCCGCCUCACCGCGCUGACGUCACUCGGCGUCAGACUCGUCCCGCUGCCCUCCCUCGACGGCCUCGGCGCGCUGCCGUCGCUGCGCGCGCUGCAGCUGCUGCAGAUGGCGCCCGUCAGCUCCCGCCAGGCGGCCGCGCUGUCGCGCUGCACGGGGCUGGCGCGCCUGGAGGUCGAGCCGCUGCCCUGGGAGCUGCUGCCGGCGCUUGCGCCGCUGGCCGGCCUGCGGUCGCUGUCGGUGCACCUGCACCAGCGCCACCGCGGCCGGCUGCCGCGGCACGCGGCCGACGCGAUGCUCGCGCUCGAGCCGCUGUCCGGCCUGCAGUCGUUCGGCCUGGCCGGCCAGAUAGAGCUCGAGGAGCGGCACGUGCUGGCCCUCGCGUCGGUGUGGCCCUGCCUGCGCGCGCUCGACCUGUGCUGCGGCCUCGCGCAUGGCACGUGCGGGUUCCGCGCUCUGGGCGCGCUGCGGCGGCUGCGGCUGAGCCCAUACCAUUGGGAUGUCUGGAGCGCCGAGGCGCCGCUGCUGCUGCACCCGGCGGAGCUGCCAGAUGGUCUGACGUGUUUGGAGGCGCGGGACGUGUGGGUGGCGGCGCCGGGGCCCGAUGCCGCGCGGAUGGGCGCGUCGGCGCGCACCUCCGACUUCAGCUGGCCGGGCGCGGGGCCAGGGGGCGGCCGAGACGGCGAAGGCGGCGGUGGCGGCGGCGGCUACGCGGGCUGCGGCGCGGCGGUCGCGGGGACGGGCGUCUGCGGGUGGCCGGAGCGGCCGGCGGGUUGGGGGCUCGGGCUCGGCGGCUGCGCGUGGCCGGGCGCGCCGGGCCUCUCGCGGACGCAGUCGUCGGGCGGCCUCAACCCCGCCGCCGCGGCGGCCGCGCGCGCCGCGGCGCUCACGCUCGCGGCGCCGCGGCUGCGGCGGCUCGUGCUGCGGUGCGUCGGGCCGAUGCACGGCGAGGAGACGCUGCCGCUGCCAAACCUGUCGCGCCUUGGGGCCCUGGAGGAGCUGGAUCUGCACCACUCCCAGAUCACAAGCCGCGAUCUGGAGGCGAUGACCACGGGCCCCGCGGCGCGCACGCUGCGCGCGCUGCGGCUCGUGAUUGCGGACGACGGCGCGCGGUCGUGGGGCGGCGCGCUCGCGAAGCUGACGCGGCUGACGGCGCUGGAGUCCCUGCAGGUGGGCGUUGUUUGCUCGCACCUCGCAGCGCACCUGGCCGCGCUCCGCCUCGGGCGUUGA
Molecule: messenger RNA, 2265 nt
Organism: Monoraphidium neglectum
Lineage: Eukaryota; Viridiplantae; Chlorophyta; Chlorophyceae; Sphaeropleales; Selenastraceae
Exons: 4
Coding region: 1-2265 (754 amino acids)
Biological process (GO): SCF-dependent proteasomal ubiquitin-dependent protein catabolic process
Cellular component (GO): SCF ubiquitin ligase complex
Molecular function (GO): protein binding
Source: RefSeq, a predicted model, not a curated record